AAAGAGAAAGUGAUAUUAUAUAUUUAUUAUUAAAUAUAGGUUUGUAAGUGGGAAGAGUGGUGCGAAGAGGAAGUGGAAAUGGCGACGGCAACUUACUUCCCGUGUCCGUCUCCGGCGAGUUUCAAAGGCAGUGAGAUGCCGAUAGCAAGAUUCAGAUGCUGCAGCAGCAGCAGCGGAAACAGCCACAGCGUCUCGCUCAAUACUCGAACGGAGCCCCAACCCGUAACCACAUUCGUCAAAGCGUUUGCUCCCGCCACCGUCGCCAAUCUCGGUCCCGGCUUCGACUUCCUAGGUUGCGCCGUCGACGGGAUGGGGGACAUUGUCUCCGUCAGGGUCGACCCACAGGUUCACCCGGGCGAGAUACGCAUCUCCGACAUCACCGGCCACGCUCCCGACAAGCUCAGCAAAAACCCUCUAUGGAACUGCGCUGGCAUCGCCGCCAUCGAAGUCAUGAAAAUGCUCUCCAUUCGAUCCGUCGGCCUCUCGCUCUCCCUGCAGAAGGGCCUGCCUUUGGGAAGCGGUCUGGGAUCGAGCGCCGCCAGCGCCGCCGCUGCGGCCGUGGCGGUGAACGAGAUGUUUGGGAAGAGAUUAAGCGUGGAGGAUCUUGUUGUGGCGUCGUUGAAAUCGGAAGAGAAGGUUUCGGGGUAUCACGCGGACAACGUGGCCCCAUCGAUCAUGGGGGGUUUCGUGCUGAUUCAGAGCUACGAGCCGCUGCAGUUGAUAGAGCUAAAGUUUCCCGCGGAGAAGGAGCUGUAUUUCGUGCUGGUGAGUCCUGAAUUUGAAGCCCCGACGAAGAAGAUGCGCGCAGCGCUCCCCGGCGAGAUUGGGAUGGCGCACCACGUUUGGAAUUGCAGCCAGGCUGGCGCUCUGGUGGCGGCGGUGUUGAAGGGUGACGUGGUUGGUUUGGGGAAGGCUUUGUCCUCUGACAAGAUCGUUGAGCCCCGGCGUGCCCCCUUAAUUCCCGGCAUGGAGGCUGUUAAGAAGGCUGCCCUUCAGGCUGGGGCCUUUGGCUGUACCAUCAGUGGCGCUGGCCCCACCGCCGUUGCCGUCAUCGAUGAUGAGCCCACCGGACAUGCCAUUGCGCAACACAUGAUUCACGCCUUUCUCAGCCACGGCAAUUUGAAGGCUUCUGCAAAAGUCUUGCAGCUCGAUCGCCUUGGUGCUAGACGCAUUCUAGAUUGAGUUCUAUCUCAGUGUCUUCCUUUCCUAUGAAUCUUUCUCGGCUUUUGUUAUUUGUAGCCAGUGGCGCUGAAUGAAUUGUUUCAUAACUUAAUAUGCUUACCAGAAUCUUGAAGAUUUCAAAAAUUGGAUUUCUUUCACUUCCCCGGACACUACUAGUGCUGGCUCAAGUGUAUCUGAUAAAGGAAAAGCAGCAAUCUGGUGUGGAGGUCUAAAUAAAAAGAGAAACAUAAACCAUGGGAGCUGCAUUUGGGUGGCGACAAUUUAAAUACAUGAAUAAUUACGAAAGAACUGGAUCAGGUCAGUUGUUAUGGCGAGCCCAAAGGCAGGUUUUAGGUUUUCUUUGAUUAUGUUUUCUUUUUCUACCCGCUAAACCUUUUUGUCUUUCUAGUUACUCCUAGUUUCAUUGUGUUAAUCUUGCUUUUCAGUAGCAUGUAAAAUGUUUUUCACUAAUUGUUCUGUAGUACUUAUAUUUGUCAUUUCAAUGUCAAGUUUCCCUUUUUCCUAGUUAAAUCUAAGAAAAA
Messenger RNA from Vigna angularis (adzuki bean), 1703 nucleotides. Its product is annotated as homoserine kinase. Gene Ontology annotation, molecular function: homoserine kinase activity; ATP binding. NCBI's taxonomy places the organism in Eukaryota, Viridiplantae, Streptophyta, Magnoliopsida, Fabales, Fabaceae. Gene Ontology annotation, biological process: L-threonine metabolic process. The record is from RefSeq and is a predicted model, not a curated record. Bases 79 to 1182 code for a protein of 367 amino acids. The transcript has 2 exons.